AUGCGUGCUUCGCUUGUGAACCAACUUCGUGUGCUUGUGCCCGUCAAGCGUACGAUCGACUAUGCUGUCAAGAUCCGCGUAGCCUCGGACGGCAAGGGCGUGGACCAGAAUGUGCAACAUUCGAUGAACCCAUUCGAUGAAAUUGCCGUUGAAGAGGCUGUGCGCAUGCGUGAGCGAAACAAGGAUGCAGUGAAGCGCAUUACUGUCAUGUCGGCAGGUCCGGCGAAGGCACAGGAUGUAUUGCGCACGGCGUUGGCCAUGGGUGCUGACGAUGCGAUUCAUGUGGAAGUGCCAGGACCUAUUGAGCCCCUGGCAGUAAGCAAGAUCCUGCGUGCCAUUGUUGAUAAGGAGGCUAGCGAGGAUGAGAUCGGCAUGGUUAUCCUCGGUAAACAAGCGAUCGAUGAUGAUGCAAGCCAGACAGGACAGAUGCUUGCAGGUCUUCUAAACUGGCCACAGGCUACAUUUGCCUCUAAGAUCGAGCUAGAUGGCAAGGGCGACAAGGGCGACAAGGUGACCGUGACCCGUGAAGUCGAUGGUGGUUUGGCCGUUGUCGAGACACAGGUGCCGCUUGUAGUGACCACAGACCUGCGUCUCAACGAGCCACGUUAUGCUUCUUUGCCCAACAUUAUGAAGGCCAAGAAGAAGAAGGUGGCUAAGUACUCGGUGGCUGACCUCGGUCUUGAAAAGGACAUUGAGUCACGCCUCGAGACGCUGAAGGUGGCUGAGCCGCCGCAGAGGCAAGGCGGUGCUAAGGUCGAAAACGUCGACGAGCUCAUUAGCAAGCUAAAGGAAGCCGGCCGUAUUUAG
Messenger RNA from Malassezia globosa CBS 7966, 807 nucleotides. RefSeq lists its product as uncharacterized. The coding region runs from base 1 to 807 and encodes 268 amino acids. Gene Ontology annotation, molecular function: electron transfer activity. Gene Ontology annotation, cellular component: mitochondrion. Lineage: Eukaryota; Fungi; Basidiomycota; Malasseziomycetes; Malasseziales; Malasseziaceae. Gene Ontology annotation, biological process: fatty acid beta-oxidation using acyl-CoA dehydrogenase; amino acid catabolic process. The record is from RefSeq and is a predicted model, not a curated record. The transcript is spliced from 2 exons.